Molecule: messenger RNA, 2608 nt
Organism: Somion occarium
Lineage: Eukaryota; Fungi; Basidiomycota; Agaricomycetes; Polyporales; Cerrenaceae
Source: the annotation of a GenBank genome assembly
AUCGCACUACUUCCACAAAAAAGAAACCCUGCUGCAAGGGCAGGGCGGCCGGCCGUAUGCAAAAAAAAUCGGAGGACAAUAAUAUCGCUACACCUCCAUUCUCCUUCUGAUCGGUAUAUUGAUAAUCAUACAGAAUGCAUUCAUGCCAGGUGUCACUAGUAACUACAAUUGACAGGGAGCCCAACAUGACCGAGGGACGAGAACGAAUGACUGGCUACAUUCUUCGGUGAGUUGUCUGGUACAAUCUCACAUGUCACGUAAUGGCGUGCGUUAAGUUUAUCUGCAUAGUCGCACUAUUUUUAUCACAAAAGAUGUCCGCUUCGGUCACCUUUUUCUUCUGACAUUUGGAUGAACCAAGCUUCCCGAAGGCCCUGACUACAGAAGACCCUGAUUACGGAAGUUUGACACAGACGACCCUUCUCUUCUUUUGUUCGGUGCAUUUACUCUCUAGUAAAUGACCAUGACCAGGAGCCCAGUGUCUCCAUUCAACAAGAAUGUAUGGUAAUAUCCCUGUAUCGCGCUUAUGCCAGCUGCCGCGGAUUAAUCGACAAUAUCCUGUCCCGCUCAUUUUCACAUAAUAGGAAGUAUCAUGAGUCGUUGAAACCUGACUUGAUAUCGAGCUGACAAUAGAGCUUCGGACUCCUCUUAGUCGCGGACCAGCUUCACGGCAACAAGACUUGGCGAAGAAUGCAGAAAUGUCUGGAACGUGCAAAUCGAUUGUAUUCCGUAUAGCCAUCUUGAUUGUCUCUAUAUCGGUUUGAGCAUAAAUAGAGAACAUACCCCACCGUUGUCUACAGCAACUUCACAUCUUCACAGACACAAUUACAUGAUGGCGAACCUGAUCGACACACUCUCUAAGUUGGGAAUGAUAUCUCCUUCUGCUCGUACUACUCAGCUCAAGGACAAGACCGCAAGCAAAUUGACCUUCAAGGACGGCGAGCGUGUCGGCUUCAAGUGCCUUAAGAAUUUCAACGACGAUGAAUUGUCCACUUAUCGAUUACCUCGCUCUGGGGCCGUAGACAUUGUAUCAUAUCUCCAGAAACACUGGCUCUACAUGAAUGAUCCUACGAAAUGGGGGGACCAAAAGUGGUUGGAGACAAAGCUGCGCCCCAGUCAUGCUAACAAUCUUCAAGUCGUGUUAAACAUAAAAAAUCGAGAUGAUAAAGAAGACAUCGAGAACCGUUAUGAUCUGAUUAAUUUCUACAACCGAGAAGUUGUUCGCUUGAUCACUACCAAUGCACACGAUUCCAGCGGCUACGAGAGUCUCUACCGAGUCCAAGUUCUCACUGACAAAGACAAAGUCCAACAGCAGGAAAACUAUGCACCCGGGACCUUCCCCACUCGUCUUGAAAUUCUCAAGAACAACUCCGAUCCGGCUGCGGCUCUCCGUGCUCAGUCUUGGGGAGACCUGUUGAAUUUAACGAGUGUGAAAGAGGUGAGUUCGGAGAUGGAGGUACAGCAUGUCAUUGGAUCUGUCAUUCGGAAGAUCUUUCAACUGCCUGGUCGCAGCGUAUCUAGUGAUGCGGCAAUGAGGUUCCCUGAUGUACUUCAGAUGUCUCCAGGCCAUCAUCCGAAGCCAGACUUUGUGACCCGCCGUCAGAUAGAUAUACCGAGUGAAGACCUCAGAGGACUCUGGCCCGCGUUAAUCGUGGGCGAGGCGAAACAGCAGCGCACUGGCACUGGCAAAUCAGGCGAUGCGUCGGCAUCGUUUCAAGUGCAAAUGCAGGCAGCAGUCUACCCAACUCUCUGCAUCCUUCUCUUGAUGCAUUAUCAAAGGAACCGUGAACGGCAUGCAACAACGCGACUACCCGAGAAUUUUUUCCUCUAUGGAAUUUACAUGGACGAGUCCGAGGUCAGGAUAUAUGCCCAUUUCCCCUACUACGACAAUGCAAGAUGGGGCUUUGCCCAGGUCAUGAUGGCGAGCUAUGAAAUCCCCGAUUCUCUUGAUAUAUCAACGAAGGCUGCGAACGCUAACCUCCACAUGGCUAUUGGCUUGCACACCGCUAGAGCACAUGCAGAGAGCCUAGAUCAAGCAUUUGCUGACCAGUGGCAAGCCGAGUGGGUGGCUGUCAGGGAAAUGCUUGAACCACAGUGGAGAGAAGACGUCAUUGCGGCGGCGAAGAAGGCUGAGGAAAAACGCCGCGAGAAGGCCGAGGCGAAGCAACUGACGCAAGCAGACCAACAGGAAACCGAGAAGCCCAAGAAAGAGGGCGGCAACAAAGAUGGUAGUCGGCAGACAGGGACGAAGCCACAGGGUUCCCAACCGAAACUCACUUCCUUGGGGAAAGAUCUUGCCAAAUUGAAGAUAAAAGAGAAAGAAGAAGAAGAGAGAAUCGCAGCGCAGAAGAGAGAGCGAGAGGAGAGGUAUAUGAACAGGGAUGAGAAGAAGGCAAGCUCGGAACCCCGCUCUACGACCUAGAGUCGUAUCGUUUAUGGAGGGCUUGGAAAUGAACUGUGAAGGGUAACCUAAGGAGGAGAUGAUUCGGAAAUCAACGCUAAUCAACGACUGGUGGGACUGGGUUCUGAAAUUGAAUGUUAUGGAUUUGUAUUAUGUAAGAUGUAUUCUUGUAGUCCUCAGAGUAGCAAAUGAAAUAUCCGUUGUCCGGCC